CAAAGAAGAAAAACCCUCAUGGGCUGCGAUUCGCCCUUUAUUGUGAACCCCAGACGUCAUACGCGCACGGCUAUAGAUGGAGCUCGGGAGCCCAGGCCAGCCCAGUGCGAGCCCACCCGAGCUCCGUGAUGGUGGUGGUGGCGGCGGCUGGUGGGGGGGGACGCUGUGUCUGCAUGGCUGAGGAUGUAUUACAGAGGCGGGCUGGUCUCCAUGUAACUAGAGAGCGUCUGUGAUCUACAAAGGGUGAAGGCAGAGAGGGAGGAAGAGGAGGUAGCUGUGUAUUUCCCAGCCGCGCUCUCCCCAAGAGGAGGCCGCCGGGAGCCCCUCUCUCAUCCCCCCGCCAUCUCCCUCCAGCGCAGCACGCUAAGGAAUGAUGAAAAAAAAUAAUUCUGCAAAAAGGGAUGGAAACCAGCAAUCUGUGCAGCCAGAGAAGGUCGGCUGGGUGCGGAAAUUUUGCGGGAAAGGCAUUUUUAGGGAAAUCUGGAAAAACCGUUAUGUGGUUUUGAAGGGAGAUCAGCUUUACAUCUCAGAGAAGGAGGUAAAAGAUGAAAAAAACAUACAGGAAAUGUUUGACCUGAGUGAUUAUGAGAAAUGCGAAGAGCUCAGGAAGUCCAAAAGCAGAAGCAAAAAGAACCACAGCAAAUUUACCCUCGCCCACUCCAGACAGCCUGGGAACACGGCACCAAAUCUGAUCUUCCUGGCUGUGAGUCCAGAAGAGAAAGAGUCCUGGAUUAAUGCCCUCAACUCUGCAAUCACACGUGCUAAAAACCGCAUCUUAGAUGAGGUUACUGUCGAAGAGGACAGCUACCUCGCCCACCCGACACGCGACAGAGCAAAAAUACAGCACUCCCGACGCCCUCCAACACGGGGACAUUUGAUGGCUGUGGCAUCUACCUCAACCUCUGAUGGCAUGCUGACACUCGACCUGAUCCAGGAGGAAGACGCCUCUCCAGAGGAUCACAGCACCUGCGAAGAGAGUUUCCGAGUGGAUCUGGAUAAGUCAGUGGCACAUCUUACUGCUGGCCGGCGCCGCUCGGAUUCAGAGAAUGUCAAGUCAUCAGAGAAAGGCCGGACAGGGAGCCUCCCGAGACGGGAGGUGACCUCAUGGGACAGAUCUGGGCAGCGCAAUGACUCCUUUGACAAAGGGACCAUGUACACCCCACAGGUCCCCAAAAAGCUCUCACAUUCAGAAAAGAAUAAAUGUGCCUCCAUGGAAGAAAUCCUGUCUCGACGGGACUCUUCUACGCACCGGGCGGUGCUGAGGAGGGGGCUGGAGGCUCAGUUUGCCUCGGCAGAACCAGAGCAGCUGUCCCGGAUACAAGAACUGGUUGCACUGAAACUGGAAAAAACUCAGGAACUGCUGACAGAGGUGAAGGGCUAUGGGGAAGGCAAGAGAAAGACCAAGGAUUCCAACACCAGCACCACCACCACCACCACCACCACCUCUUCUUCCUCAUCAUCUUCAAAGUCGGACUCUGAAAGGAUCCUGCAGGAAUCUGAGAGGUUGCUGGGGGAGGCUUCCUCCACCUGGAGCCAAGCCAAGAGGGUGUUGCAGGAGAUCAAAGAGUUGAGGGACCUGUACAAACAGUUUGAACUGCAGCAGGCGGACUCAAAACCCAAACAGAGCUCACAGUCUCAGUACAGGAAGAGCAUGAUGUGAAGGCAAGCCUUGGGAUUGGGAGGGAGGGACAGGGGAGGGCGGCCAUUUGGUCUUUUUUUUAAUUAUUAUUAUUUACAGUGUUCAAAAGAGUGAAAAGGUGCCUGUUUCACCCAAAUUUGCUUCUCUAAGCUUGAACCCUUCCUUUCCUCCACCGCAUCCCCUGACGAAACAACCCUGUGUUCCAAUAAACUCAGUUACAGUUUAUACCUCCUUUUUUAAAGAGCACCCUUUGCACCACGGGCCCCCAACUUCUGUCAUGCUUGGAGGACGGACGAAAGCACCGUUUCCUAGAAAAUGCCCCUGCAUGCCUGGAGCAGCACGUGCAUAAUGAUGGGGACAGAUGCUCUUGCGCUGUAUAAGCCCUGGCUUUGCUGCUCUAAUGUCUCAGCUGUAUCCUGCAUUACAGCUCCUUGACCAAGAAUCUCGUCUUGUUCCCUCACUGUCCUCUUGGAAAUAAAUGACAGAAAAAAAAGGUGUCCGUCCCAGCCAAUGCUUGGAAGUCCCCAUUAUCUGGGAACUGUCUCGAAGAUGCCUGGAAGUUCAGGCUGACCUGGAGUUUGAUGGAAGUCACCAGAGGCAUUCGCUGGACUGCAGCUAGUGGGGUUCUGUCCUGGCACAGGUCCCUUUUGUGAACUCCUGGGGUCGGCAGCUCUUACUCUUCUGGUACAUAUACAGCCCUCCAGAAGGAGGGCUACAGGUAUGCAAUCCGUGUCCAAACUGAGCCUGUCUGUCCGUUGAUGCUUUACAGAACCCCCUUGGCCCCGUGCAAUGGGAGUUAGCAGCUAAAUGUCUUCCUUUCUGUGCAAAUAGAGGAUCAAAGCCUUGAAUCUAACAGACAGCCCAUACGGGUUGUUUGAGGGGGUUGUUUUCUGGCUUUUCCACUUUCAUUUCUUUUUUUUUUUUCCUUUUCUUUUGAGCUGAGGGCAAAUGGAAAAAUCAGGGUUGUGUACAGGCGACAGCUGGAAACCAAGAGCCAAAAGUAGUUUUGGUGGGUUUGAUUCCGUUCUCUCGUGCGUGCACAGGCUCGGUUUCUACCAGCCAGACUGCAACAGGCAGCCCUUGUUGCUCCCCUAAGAUCAGAAUCAGGCCUACUGAAAUGAAAGCUGAGCCUGUAGAGAGCUCAAAUACCCUCACCUUGGUGAUGCCAAGCACUUUGCUAAGUAGGUGGCUCAGUUUUCACGCCUUUAAACAGAAAGACAAGAAAGGAGGAUGUUAAGAUGUCUCACAGGGCUUAACGUACACUGAUGUGGUAACAUCCAACUGUUACUUUUUUUUAAAAAAAGGAAACCUAAUUCCCUUACCUACAUUGCAAAUAAUCCAUGAAAAUAUUAAAACCAACAGAGUUAUUUCCUGGUCGCAGUUGGUGUUGUCUAUUUUCUUUUAAUGGUUGACCUCCCUUGGAAAGGAGAUUGGUUACUUUCACUUGUGUCUGGUCAGCUUUACCAUUCAGGCUCGUGUUGCUGAUGUAUAGUUGCCAGCACUACAAAGAAAGCAUUUCUGGUUUGUUUUAAUUAGUCCUUCUCCCGCUCUCCUGUUAGAAUUACUGGUGGAGUUAUUACUGUUGGCACUACGUUCCCGAAGAUCUUAUUAUUUACGAACUUAUGUCCCUUCCAACAACCGUUUACUUGUUGCUGACUCCAGCACAGCUCUUUGCCUGCUCUUAAAGGACAGUUUUGAAAAGGCAUCACUCAUUCACCUAAGCUUUUGUCACAGAGCUGCAUGCGACAACUUUCCGGGGUUGUAUUCCAGCAUUUUUAUUCUUUCCAAUGUUUUUUCUUACCUUUUCUAUCACUUGAAGGAUCUGUUUGGAAGCAUCAGAGGAAAACCGGAAUCCCUAAAAGAGAUUAAAAAAGAACGCAUGUGAGCCACUCUGAUAUAACCCUUCCCACUCAGCUCUUUGAUCAAGAGAACAAGAAAAAUAUGCAAAUAUUUUCCAGAUGCAACUUUCAGCAUUAAAAUUAGCCUUGUUUUCAAAAUAAGAACGCUAGUCUAAAAACGUGGAGGUUUGAAUUGCUCUCGAUUGGGAUGGAUAUGUGUUGUGACUGGCCUCCUGGACUGAUGUCAAAAUGUAAGCAUGAAAAUACACCUGAUCCUGACUGUUCAGGGGUCAUUAAAUGGUCUCAAGUCUUUCCCAAGCAACAAGGUAAUACAAGAAUUACAGUGCACAAACAGUGCUCGAGGCAGGGAUGGAACAUUGAGCAGUCACCCGAAACAAGUGACUUUUUUUGUUAGACAGGUAGCCAAGGGCAUCUUUAUUUCACUGCUGCGUCCACAGGAUUAUGGACCUGAAUCCCAUCUGGUAUUACCCGGAGGUCUGGGCACAGCAUUGCCAUCCUUACGUCUCUGCUGUCCAGAGAAAAGGGACGCGUUACACACUUGUCCGAGCUGAGCAGAAACGCGGGACCAGUUCUGCUCUUUGGACCAACCUCUGCAAGCCUUACUUUUUUGUACCUAGAACGAGAUUUGGAGGAAAUGGUGGAGCUGACUUAGGAAGUGAGGAAAAAACUACUUCCAACCUGGGAAGAAUUGCAGUUCUCAUCCUGCCGAAACCCAGGAGGCGAUUUCCUAAUCCGAAAACCUAAAGGGCCAGGCGCGACGCAGCUCUGGGUGCAGCGUUUCUUAGCUGGAGAGCAGAGCGCUGCCCGGGUACCAAGCUGUGGCGCAGCAGCAGGAGCGGCUGCUUUUAUGCCCCCGGCGCCAUACUCUUGCCCUAAAGACGUCCAGCUCUCCCACUCCUCCUGUCUUACCCCAGGCUCUUCUCCGCCCUGCGGGGAACAGAGUGCCUCAGGCUAGCACAAGCACCACAGGGGAUUCCGGACCAUUUUUCAAACACAAGAUCCCACAUCUGAUCCACGCGUUGGCUUCUCCCUCCCUUCUCUCCACCCCAGCUCAGCACUGCUGAGUGGGAUCCUGGGAAGAUUUACUAUUUCCAAAAUUGAUUAGAAACUUUCUUUCAGAAUAUGUUCCCUGUCUGUAGAAAGCAUCAUUUCUGACGGGGCCCAGAGAAAAGGAAUAACUUAGGAAGAAAAAAGCCCGUGAGAUUUCAGAGUAGAAAACAUAUAUUUUUCACUUAGGAAUAUUUUUGUAUUAUACAAAAUGUGAAUUUUUCCUUAAAAAUGUCUCCAAGUCAAAAUAAAAUGCUUUGUUUUACCGACUGCCCCCCUUCAAGAAGCCUGACACUUUUUUCCACAGGCAAUUUCUACAUUGUUUUCAUUCAAAACAAAAUUAAACUCGACUUGUGGAAUUCUUCCUAAGGCAGAAAUGCCAGGCUCCAACCGGGUCUGAAACUUUACCAAGUUGUGAAAACUUCAACCCUGGGCUCAGCCUCUGUGCUGCCGAGCACCGUAUAUUACUGGGUCAUGGCCAAGUAGAGGGUUCUCUGUGUUACUGCGUUAUUAGAUGCUUCACAAGAAUAUCUAUAAACUCAUUGCAACAACAGGAGCCUCUGACUCUAGACAUUGCACAAGUUCAAAGGAUCGAAAUCUCUCUCUCCCUUUCUCCCUUCUCUUUUUAUUCUUUUUUUUUAUUUAUUUAAAAUUUGGCAAAGUCCUCCCCUCUGUCAAUCCCACUUCUGGGAUUAGAGACAAAAAGCCAAUUAUGAGGUAGAAUGGCAUGUGUAUGGAAAACCUGCCAGUCACGUUAGCGCUGCUGUUUCUUCCCUUCUUGAGCACAGCUCCCAAGCGGAGAGCCCACGGGGAAGCUGUGGCUGGGUCCCCCCGUGGGGACCCUUCCCGAGGGCAGGGAGAGGUGGGCUGAGCCCGUUUCCUCCCACCCAGCGGGUGCAAUUCAUCAACAGAUCACACUUAGCGACAGUUUAUUCUCUAUUUAGCCAUAUAAACGGCUAACAAAGGCACUGAACACACAGCGAUUCUCACCCUUAUUUUCUCUAAUUGAACCACAUUCCAAAGGACUAAAUAGAAAUUUUGCUUUUUUUUUUUUUCCAAAAAACCCUACAAACUGCAAUAAUAAAAAUGAUUCAGCUGCAAUUGCAGUGAUUCUCUGUAGUCUCUUCUCAGCACGCCUAUGCCGAGGAAGCCGUUCACACCAGGGAGGGGGGGUGCGGUGGGAACCCCCUUCCUGUCCCGGGGGGUCCUUGCACCAGGGGAUGGGGAGGAAUUUAUGAUGCUGCCAUAAAAAGGGAUCUUCCUUGUGAAUGGAUCUGCAGUCCGUCUAACACCUUUAAGUCAUCGAAGGAAGGGAAUUGCCCUUGAAUUGCUGCUGGAACCUCAGAAAAGGAUUCCAGCAGACUUUUUUGAGAUUUGUGAGGGUUCAGGAGCCUGCUUGAGUUUUAUCACAGAAGUCACUCAAACUGAGAACAUGCCUGAACACUGAAGUGCUUCACAACAGCCGAGAAGGAGAGCCUGCUGUUCUCUAAGGCCCGGCCUGGGGCUGCCUCCUCCCCAGUGCCUCAGGCAUAAUUCCGACUGUCCCAAGGCAGCAAUUCACCCUCACUUCUACCGCAGUCCAGAAAACCAAACACAGAAAAUUUGAGCUUCAGUCCGGCAGGCCUACGAGAAGACUGCGCUUUGCAACUGGGGCAACCGCCUGGUCAUCUCCAAGACAUUAAACUCAAGAGCUGUAGCAGUAAUCUCAGCUUCUGAAUCCUUUGGGAGCAUUGCUGUUCUUGUUAAAAAGCCCCUAAGAAUUGUUCUGGGCACUGGGCAGCAAUUUUUCAGGAAGAUCAGAUGUUAACAUGUGAAUAAAACAAAGUUGAAAAUAAAGAGUUUAUUUAUACCUGGUCCCUACACAACAGGAUGAAGGGCAGAGUCCACCUGGAAGCUGAGAGGUUUUGUAUUUUGCUUUCCUGCCUCUCUGGUGCUUAAACUUUUCCCUCCUGCCUCCUUUCCUCUUGCCGGUCCUGCCCCGGGCUCUCCACAGAGGCAGUGUCCCCAUGGAUGGCCGUGGCUGUGCCGAGAAUAAAUCAGCAGGCAUGGCAGCUUGGCAGGCACACCCCACGCGAGCGUGCGCCUGGGAUGCUUCGCAGCAUAGCAAGGACAAAUUUGCAAGGGGAACAAGCAGUGUCAAACGCGAGCAAAUCAUUUUUAUAAAAGCAGUUGAAGAAUUUGAAGAGCAAGAUCCCUUUCUGCUUCAUGCACCGCAUGCCGGAGCCUGGGGGGGAAUCUCAGAGCUGAAGAAAGCCUGUCCUCCAAGGACUGCGCGUGACACAACCGCAGGAAGGGCAGGCAGAUGGCCCUGGCCGUGCUGAGCACAGCACCGCAGCAGCCACGGGAGCCGUCAGCCCAGCUCUCAAGGGGACAAGCAUCUGCAAGAGGGAGGGGGGUCGGGGCUUAUCCCCCCCCCCCCGAGUCUAUCUGCAGCACCCAUGCUUGGUAUCAUUGAAAGGAGGGGAAUGAAAAGCCUCAAUUCUCUGUAUAUUGAAGAGCUGACACAUAAAUCAGAGUGAGCUGAAUGCCUGAAGUAGUUGGUGCAAGAAGAUCUAUAAAUGUAAAAUAGGAAUUGGUACCAUGGAAGUGCUGACUGUGGUUUGACUUCUGUGUGUGCCUGGGGGAGGCGGGGGCUGCGCUGUCUGCCGAAAACAGAAGUCAGGGACUAAGGUGUUGAGCUGUGGAGAGAACUGAAACUCCCUUUCACAAAGGAAAUUUCCAGACUGCUUUUACUCCAGAAAAUCGUUCCCAAUUUCUCCUUCAGGGACAUUUCCAAAAGCCUUUUAUUUUGAUUUCUGACUUUCUUCCCUUUCAGCUGUCAUCUACAGUAUUAUGCAAACAUUUACAAUGAAAAACAUUAACAAUGAAAUGGCAAAUCCACUCGGAGCGCUGAGCACUUCAGCGCUCUCCGAACUGCUCCCUUCCUCCUCCUCAGUCUUCCCCUGUGAAAUCCACCAGCUGAGCAGCACAUCUGGGUCUCGGGGGAACCCUGGAUUCUCGUGGAACUGGUCCCCUGAACCACCUCCCAGGGCCUUCAGAGAAAAGGAAGACAGCUGCCUCUUUGCUGCUCUCCUUCACACUCUCCAUCAUUCCUGUCUCAGUUUGCCUUUGCAGUUCAGCAGCUCCUGGUUUAGGAAGUUCCUCCUGUCUCGUUCUCUGCUCAGAAGGGUGAUGGGAGAGCAGGAACCAUGUGAUGAACCAGGGGCUCUCACUUUGCGUAACUGCAAGAUGCUCCUCGAGGUCAGGUUUCGUUGAACACCUCUUACAACCCCUUCACAUGCACACACACACGACCUUGCCCCGGCCUCAUCACUGAGAUAUCUGUCAGACAGAGCAGGGUUAUGCUGUGUGGAGACAUCGCCGGCUCCUGAAGGCAGGGUGAUGGCACCCACUGCUCUGCAGCCCAGCACGCUGCUGGGUUCGGCAGCUCCCAGGACAGUUUAGAGCCACAUGGGGCUGGUUUAGAGCCACAGCUGGAACACCAGCCACACUAGCAGAGACAGAGCCACAGGACCCUCACUACCUGCCAGUUCAGCCUGCGCCUCGGUGACAAAAGCCGGACAGACCAUAUCCCUCACGUUAAUGCUGUCGGUGUGCCCAGUGUUCAAGUGUUCAGGGUCUGGGGAAAGCAUGGGGGAUUUUUUAGUUGAGGAACAACUUCAUUUUGGCUUUAUGCCCGAGGGUUUCACUGAGUGCAGAGCACAGCACAGUGGAAAGUGUUUCCUGAUGCACCCCCGCCACAUCCUUGUUUCUCGGGUGUUAAAACUUUGAGCGUUAUUUAAGACUUGCCCAAUCCUUCUUUCUGCACAGCUGUAAUGUACUAAGGAACCUGCCCUUGAUCCAUCUGCGGAAUAUUUUUAAAGAAGCUUGUACCUGCCUACCCGUUUUUUCAAUAGGAAACAACCUCCCUUGAUUCCAUUGUAGGGAAACAGUUCACAGCUCCCCCCCGACCUUCCAAAAAAAUGAAAUGGCAAAAAGCGCCUUUAAAGAAAACUUCCUCCCAACUUAGCUUCCAUAAUUAUCACUUUAUAAGUGGCAGAGAUCCACUGAAGGAGAGGGGACCACAGCCCCUCAUCAGAGACUCUCAGCAGUGCUCUGCUCGCAGGGAUUUGCACCCCAAGCUCCCUGAUGCCGCUUACCACCGUCCAGCGCUGCGGGGAGGAGCGUACCAGCACCGGGCAGGCAGCAAACCAGGCACCGGCUUUUCUCUCCCUCUCCCUCCAUGCCCCAUCUGAUUGCUUCAGCCACGUACUCCUAGAUAACUUGAAGGCUGUGUAUUUCUGGGAAUUCCACCCCUCCUCCACAUCCGAACAGAAGACAUCACCCAUCCACCCUGCCUGCCCCUCCCUACCCACCAAACUGGCACUGAAUUUCAACUGGCACAGCUGGGAAGAAGCCUAGGGCCCCCUAUCCUCCCCUCAGAAUAAAUAAUGAAUGGUUUCCAGAGGACCAGGAGCUAUUUGUAUCUGAGCUGCAGGAACCCACAGCAAACAAAAGGCCCUGGGAAGAACUGAAUGGUGACUAUGAUGUAAAUGAAGCAAAGCUGGGGGCGAUGGGGUGGGAAAAGAGAGGGUUUAGAGACAGUUAUAUGAGUCUUUAAAAAACAAGCAGGCGACAGCCCAGAGGAGUGAGCUCUAGGAGACUCUGCUGAGCUUGUGCAAGGAGCGCAUGUACCCGUUGAAGGAAGGGUGGGAGAGGGAAGGAAGGAACACUGUUCCUGCCAUCGUUACAUCUCUUGUCUGUUAAAGAAGCUGAGCAGAGUGAAGGGGGAGCAGAAAAGCCAGCUGUGCGCUGAGAGGCUGCUCCAAGCGUCCCGGGGCCCAUGCCGGAAUGGUUGAGUCCAGGCUUCUCCUGCUCCAUGAAGCUCCUGGCUCUACCUCCUUCACCAAUUCGUAGAUCUGAGCAAGUGCUUAAGCAUUUGACUGAAUCCGGCUCCUCUAGCAGAGCCUGCCGGUUUGUUCUCCAUGCUGCAAGAGGGCGGGUGUGACACUGAAGUAUCAGGGCUCUGUGUCACAGCCCAGCCCGUCCAAUACCCCAGGCCAAUUCCUGGCCUUCUGGCAAAAGCAAAGGAUCUCAGGGACUCAAGAGUUUUAGUUAUUUGCUGGAAGGUUUGUCCAGGACGUGCUGAUCUGCCAACACAGCCCUCAUCAAAACACCAAAAGCUCCAGCCUGUAAGAAGCAGCUGUUCUGCCAGGCCAGAUAAUGAACAGCCACAAAUGGCCCUCGGCUGCACCAGCUUCCACAGAGCUGCAUUAACUUGUACCAACCAUGAAACCUGCAGGAACCCAUGCAUGAGGACCUGAUCCACACAACUGGCAAGCACCGGUGCUGGGAUCGGGCAGCUGAAGGAUGCUCCGACACUCACAAUCCAUGCUGGGAAGCUUGCAAGGCUGCAGUGGCCCUGCCUACCUGCUGGGAAAUCCCUGCUGUGCACGGUGGUGGAGCUCACUGACCCCGGUGUUCCAUCUCCCAUUUUACUUGGAAAUCCAAAGAUCCUCCACAUUGAGGUUUGAUUCAUCACGCAGCAACAACCAGCUCCAGGAGCGACUGAUCAGAACUUCAAAGCACAAGGAUGCAUAGAUUAGAGAAUGGUUCAAAAUCCAUUUAAUUGGAAUUCUGCGAGAUUACCCUUUAUGUCUGCUUUGCUGUGUGAGAAAGGAACAUUCUCCUCUUUCCCUUUUCUGUAUCCAAUAAUUGAAGGAAUCAAAUCGUUUGCAAGCCAAGACAGUGACCCUGAACUUCAUGAAUACGCAUGUCUAAUGAGCCACUUUGGGUUUAUCCCCUGAUGAGUCAUGGCUCAGAGCAAAACAAGAAUUUUCAAAAAAGCUAGAAGGGAAUGUAAGGGCUUGGGUCGCUCCCUUCUCCGAGAACGCCUACAUGGUUUAGGAACACAAAUGCCACUGAAAGGUCAAUCAGGAAGGCAUUAAUUUUGCCUACCUUUAGCCAUUUAGCUUCCUUCCCCAGAAACGGUGCUUAUCUUGGUAUGAACAAAUCACCCUCUACAGGUAUUGAUUUCUUUCCAUUAACUGUAUGCAAGCCCAAACAGUUAAAAUUUGGAGGAGAUGAUUCCUGUCCAUAAGCAAAACACCAUGUCAUGUCUCUACCCCGUUUAAACUCCUUGGAAAGCCUUGGUUUCCACAUAUAUUGCACAAAGGGGCUUUGAAGGUGCUAUUUUUUGCUGCAACUGCUCAAAAGAAUAUUUACAAACAUGAUACUGAUUUUAUUGUUGCUUGAUCUAUCAGUUCUUUUCCUCUUUGCCUUGUAUUUCAGGUUCUCCUUUCCUCUUCUUAAAAAGGGGAUUUGGGAGGGGGGGAUGGAAUGGGUUGUUGCUUUUGGAAGAUCUGCACUGAUUUUUAUGUAAAUUAAACCUUCCAUAUGUACAGACUCCGGGACAUUGUUCCAGUCUGCUCCAGCUCUGUUUAUUUUGAUUGAU
Chroicocephalus ridibundus (black-headed gull) is the source of this 10978-nucleotide messenger RNA. It is a transcript of the gene PLEKHO1, whose product is annotated as pleckstrin homology domain containing O1. NCBI's taxonomy places the organism in Eukaryota, Metazoa, Chordata, Aves, Charadriiformes, Laridae. Gene Ontology annotation, biological process: regulation of myoblast fusion. Bases 371 to 1660 code for a protein of 429 amino acids. Gene Ontology annotation, cellular component: ruffle membrane; muscle cell projection membrane. The transcript has 6 exons. The record is from RefSeq and is a predicted model, not a curated record.